GUCCAAAAGUUGAUUCCACAUGAAAAGAGAAACCCUAGUCAUCAACUGUUCCAGCUGACCACCCCUUUAUUUUCUGACCUCCCCAUCUUCAUUUCUUAGCUUAAAUGUGCACACAUCUAUAAAUGUUCCAUGGCCCCGCAAUUUAUCGAUAGCAGAAAAUGCUCUCCAGGAAUCGGAUGCCUUUCCUCUUUCCAAAGCACCAACUUCGAGUACGUGGCAUUCGAACACAUGCCCAAUGAACUUGGCAUGCAUGAAUCACCCUCAUGAGAACAAAGCACAAUAUCCAUGGAUAUUCCUCCUGUCAUCUCUUGGCUUCAUCGUCCUCCUCAAGCACACCCUCUCUUUCCUCCAAUGGGUUCACUCCACCUUCCUCCGACCCUCUAAAGACCUCGUCAAGUACGGCCCUUGGGCUCUCGUCACUGGCUGCACCAACGGCAUCGGAAGAGCCUUGGCCUUCCGCUUGGCACAGAGAGGGCUCAACCUUGUCCUCGUCAGCCGGAACCAUGAAAAGCUCAAGACGGUGUCACAUGAGAUCGAGACGAACUUUCUUGGCAUCCAGACGAGGAUUGUGGCGGUGGAUUUCUCCAAGGACGCGUCGUCCUGCAUUUGGUCGAUCGAGGAGGCCAUACGAGGUUUAGAUAUCGGCGUCUUGAUAAACAACGUGGGGAUUACGUACCCCAGGGCGUGCUUCUUCCACGAGGUCGAGGAACGAGUGUGGAGGGAGAUUGUGAGAGUGAAUGUGGAGGGAACUGCUAGGGCUACGAGAGUGGUGGUUCCGGGGAUGGUCCAAAGGAGGAGAGGCGCAGUCGUGAGCAUCGGUUCAGGAGCCGCCACUGUCGUUCCUUCUCACCCUCUCUUCACAAGUUACGCUGCUACAAAAGCCUUCAUUGAUCGACUAUCGAGAUCGCUGCAUGUGGAAUACAAGCUUUAUGGGGUUGACUUCUUGUGUCAGGUCCCUCUAUAUGUGGCAACAAGAAUGGCAUCCAAAGUGGCGUCAAUAGAGGGCGAAUCCGUGUAUGUCCCAUCACCAGACAAGUACGCGCGAGCCGCGAUCGACCACAUCGGUUACGAGCCACAGUGCACGCCCCACUGGGCUCACUCGCUCCAGUGGUGCUUCGCUCGUUCGGUCCCUAAUCGCGUUCUUGACGCGUGGCGUCUUUCGAUUGGUCUCAAAAGGAGAGAGAAAAAUAUUAAAAGAACUUCACCGUAAGACAGUGAAGCUACU
Rhodamnia argentea is the source of this 1225-nucleotide messenger RNA. Its product is annotated as very-long-chain 3-oxoacyl-CoA reductase-like protein At1g24470. Gene Ontology annotation, molecular function: ketoreductase activity. NCBI's taxonomy places the organism in Eukaryota, Viridiplantae, Streptophyta, Magnoliopsida, Myrtales, Myrtaceae. Bases 236 to 1210 code for a protein of 324 amino acids. Gene Ontology annotation, cellular component: endoplasmic reticulum. The record is from RefSeq and is a predicted model, not a curated record. The transcript has 4 exons.